Molecule: messenger RNA, 1269 nt
Organism: Aspergillus terreus NIH2624
Lineage: Eukaryota; Fungi; Ascomycota; Eurotiomycetes; Eurotiales; Aspergillaceae
Exons: 2
Coding region: 1-1269 (422 amino acids)
Source: RefSeq, a predicted model, not a curated record
AUGUCUCUUUAUUUCCCUGAUCCCGCCUUCUCUCCCCAAGCCCUUUCGGGCCGCUCCAUCUUCAAACGAUGCGUCGAGUGCUCCUCGUCCGCGCCCGCUUGUCCCUCCUGCGAGGAUGGAUACACCUGCACCAUGAUCAGUCGAUCCUGUGAUCAGUGUGCCACGACAAAAUGUAUCCAGACCUCGACCAGUAGCAGUUCAGACGACUCCCAGGACAGCUCAUCAGGUGGUGGAAGCAACGCGGGCGCCAUUGCAGGUGGUGUCAUCGGUGGUGUCGCCGCCGUCGCCAUCAUCACAUUCUUGGUCUGGUGGUUCGUUAUCCGCAAGAAGCGCAAGGAAUAUGCCCAACAAGGCGGCAACGAAGCCGAGAAAUCAAACAACUCCGCAUUCAACGACGCCCGCAAUUCGCGCAAGUCAACGCACUCCAUCGCCUCCACCGUCUUGACCCGUGCCUCCAACGUCAUUCAGAUCGCCUACAUCCCCGGUGUUACGAACCGUUCUCCCCCCGAAACGCCGCUCGUGCCCCCCGUUCCUCCCCUCCCUGGUGCCACCCCCGACCAGCACUUCUUCAUGCCCGGUGACCUGCGCGACUCGUCCUGGUCGGAUAUGACCACCGAACGUCGCAGUAUCGCCCCCAGUCUCCGCAGCAGCGUGGCCACCACCAUCUACCGCAACAACGCCAUCGUCAGCCCCAUGCCUGCCCAACAGGCCAUGCGGACGAGAGCCGCCGUCGUCAGCAUCCACAACGGUGGGAACGCACCGAACGGGUCUUUGGCACCGCCCGAUGCCCCCGCCGUUCCUGCGAUCACGCCCGCCCAGCUCGCCAAGGCUGGUGUCGCCGAGUCCAACAGUAACAGCUCCAUUGUGGCACGGACGGUUACCGCCAAGCCGGUCAUGGUGAAGGGCACCGCGAAGAAGAACAACAACAACACCAACACUCCCACCGUCCAGACGAUUGAGGAACAGCCUGAAUCAGGCGCCUCCACAUCGGCAUCGAGUCAUCAGCAGACUCCUGCAUCUGGCUUUGACGCCAGCUCGUCCGACGAAGAAGACGAGACGUCCACGACUUUGAGCGCCAAACGCGCUGAAACCAAACCUGGAGAUCGCCAAUCGCGCGCCUCCACACAAAGCCCAUUCAGCGACCUGCACGCCAAUGCCGAGACGAACUCCCGGACGUCAGUCCAUGAAGGAUCCAGGUCCAACCGAAGUAGUAGAGUCCCGCCUCCGCGCGUCGAGAGCCCCUUCUCCGACGCCAACGAGGUGAAAUAA